AGAGAGAGGAAGACGAAGAAGCAUCAGAAUUCAGAAAAAAUGGAAAAUCAAGCAAAUCUCGCCGCCGACGCACAAAGAGAAGAACUGGUCAACACAUUCUGUGAGAUUACUUCUGCUUCUAAACCUGAAGCCCUUUUCUUCCUUGAAAGCCAUAACUUCGAUUUGGAUGCUGCUGUUUCCACUUUCUUCGAGAACAGUACCUUUGCCGCCACCGCUGCUGCUGCCGUUGAUGAAGACGAUGAAGCUCCUGUCCCUGCUUCCGCCGCCACUAACGUCGCCGCGCAAGGCCGUUCUACGUCGCGCUCGCGAUCUUCCUCUCCACCUCGACCUAGAAACCCUCCAACUUCUAGCCGCGGCGCUGCUGGGAGGAGAACUGGUGGAAUUCACUCUUUCUCUGAUCUGAAUCGUCGUCCUGUUACUGGGUCUGGGAGUGACUCCGAUGAGCCUCAAGAGUAUUAUACUGGUGGAGAAAAAAGCGGAAUGCUUGUUCAAGAUCCAUCUAAGGCAAAUGAUGUGAACUCAAUAUUUGAUCAAGCUAGACAACAUGCAACUGUUGAAGGACCUCCUGCAUCGUCUGGCUCUAGAAGCUUUAUUGGAACUGCUAGAAGACUUACGGGUGAGACUGUGUCCACUGCUCCUCAGCCACCUGAGAGUGUUACUCAUACCAUCACUUUCUGGACCAAUGGGUUCACUAUUGAUGAUGGACCCUUGCGGAGGUUUGAUGAUCCAGAAAAUGCCCCUUUCGUAGAGAGUAUCCGGAAGUCUGAGUGCCCAAAAGAACUUGAGCCAGAAGAUAGGAGGACGUCUGUCCGAGUUAAUCUGACAAGGAGAGAGGAGGAUUGCCCUGUACCAGAGAAGCGCCGUGCGUUAUUUCAGGGUGUGGGAAGAACUUUAGGUAGCACUAGCAAUGCUGAACAAGUAGACUCAACCGCUACUAUCUCAUCAUUCACCGCAGCUCCAUCCCCAUCAGUGGGCCUAGUUGUUGAUCAGUCACAACCAUCAACCUCAAUUCAACUAAGGUUGGCAGAUGGUACACGAAUGGUUUCUCGGUUUAACUACCAACACACAAUCAGGGAUAUUCGAGGGUUUAUUGAUGCAUCAAGGCCUGGUGGAUCAAGGAAUUAUCAACUGCAGACAGUGGGCUUUCCUCCCAAACAACUCUCUGAUCUGGACCAGACGGUAGAGCAAGCUGGCCUAGCCAAUUCAGUUGUGAUUCAGAAACUUUAGCGGGUUACGACUUCUCUGUUAUAUCUGCUGCAGUUACACCCAGAACCAUGCUGAUUUCAAUGCUAUCUUUAAACUACACAUACAUUCCUAAUCACAAGUAGGGCUAGAUAAUGCUUUUCUUGGAGCCUACUGAUGGAAUUCUCUUUUGAAGUUGAGCAACAUUCAGAAAGUUCCUUCUACUUUCCAUUGUC
Messenger RNA from Solanum verrucosum, 1418 nucleotides. RefSeq names its product plant UBX domain-containing protein 4-like. Gene Ontology annotation, cellular component: cytosol; nucleus. The record is from RefSeq and is a predicted model, not a curated record. The transcript is spliced from 4 exons. Gene Ontology annotation, molecular function: ubiquitin binding. Gene Ontology annotation, biological process: proteasome-mediated ubiquitin-dependent protein catabolic process; membrane fusion; Golgi organization. NCBI's taxonomy places the organism in Eukaryota, Viridiplantae, Streptophyta, Magnoliopsida, Solanales, Solanaceae. Bases 40 to 1227 code for a protein of 395 amino acids.